Messenger RNA from Priapulus caudatus, 2664 nucleotides. Its product is annotated as PEST proteolytic signal-containing nuclear protein-like. Gene Ontology annotation, cellular component: nucleus. Bases 110 to 790 code for a protein of 226 amino acids. The transcript is spliced from 7 exons. Gene Ontology annotation, biological process: proteasome-mediated ubiquitin-dependent protein catabolic process; protein ubiquitination. The record is from RefSeq and is a predicted model, not a curated record. Lineage: Eukaryota; Metazoa; Priapulida; Priapulimorpha; Priapulimorphida; Priapulidae.
AGAUGGCGACACUUGGUAGCUAUAUCGUCAAGCCAGUUAGCUUCACACAAUCAUAGCAUCGAUACUGUCGCGUUUUCAUAAUAUUUGUUGCCAGACGUGAAAGCAGUGAAUGAUGUCGAGUGAACACGACGAAUAUGAAAGCGGCGAUGCGCCGUCACCGAAGCACAGCAACGCCAGUAACCAGUCUGGACCCGGGGGAAGUCCGUACCUUAGAAAACCAAACAUUCCAGUGGAUGAACGAGUCGCCCAACUCCUGACACGAUCUGAAAAUCAUCCCGCAUAUGUGCUGCCAUCUAGAGGACAUCAUGGUGGAGACGACGACAGAGACAGUGAUAAAGGCAGAAUUAGCGACUCUAUAGGCCAAGAUAAGGUAAAUCAAGGCAGCACACAUCUUGGGGAGAAGAGAAAGAGCGACGGCGGCAGUGAUGGUGUGCCGGAAGAGAAAAAGUCGAAGCUUCAAGCUGCCGAUCAUGCGACAAAGGCAGCUGCACAGAAGAAGCCAUUACCCGGCAUUUCCAUGAAGUUAGGAGGCCAGAAGCCAAAAGAGCAAGACACCACACUAAAGAAAUCUCAGACUGUUGCAAGUGUUUUUGGAGGAGAUGACUCCAGUGAUGAGGAGGAGGAAAUGCCUCGCGAAGCCCGGAUGCGGAUGAAGAACAUUGGCAGGAACACACCAACGUCAGCCGGUCCAAACUCCUUCAAUAAGGGUCGCAUCGGAUUCUCGGACAACGCCAGGCUUUCCGCGAGAAAGUUGAAAGAAGCUGCCGACAAGGCAGAGGCAGGAGACUAAUGUUUAUAGUUGCCGUGGAAACGGCAGUGUGCUAAUGAGCGGUUACUCGGUUAGCCGCUGAAGGUGAUGCUUAGCUAUCGUUUGUUUAGCUAUCAGAUAUGUGCAUUGUAGAUUCCUUCCAUUGCCAUCUGUUGCACAUCAAGGGCAAGAGUCAUUCCAUUUCGGCGUUGUGACGGCUUAUGCGAAUUCAGGCCUGUGCAGGUCGCGAAGUUCGUUAUUUUACGGUUAAUUUCUAAAGCUAAAUUACUCCAUUCCUUGUUAUUUGGCAUUUAAGAGCAUCAACUGAUGCAACGUCGUUAUGAUAAUGCACAAACAACCUGUUUUUACCCUUUAAUUUACUGUUGACAACUAUAUUGAAACAUAUGUAAAUUCCAAGUGUAAAUGUAUGUUAACGAAGUGUCAUGUUAAUGCACACGUGCUCCAGGUUGUUACCAUGGAAACAGCCUGCACCUUGGUCAUGCUUCAUACCAACUUCUUCAUCUCCAUCUGUUUCAUUUUGAUGACUCAUGCAGACACUUCGGGUAAAACUGCCUUUUGAAAUCAAUUGUCUUCGAUUUAACAUGUUGCAUGUGCCUACUGUGGCUGUGAGUAGAAAGACAUUGUUAUGUAUUGCCCAGCAUUUCACACGUUCGUGCUAUUUAUGUCAUUCAUCCAUUUUCUAAUGGUGUAACGUGUUUAUGGAUGCACAGCGUACGACACAGCCCGUGUUACUGGUGUUAGUCACUGCUUCAUGGCACAUUUAGACUCAUAGUAUAGCAUCUGGGGAAGGUUUCUCAACUGCAUGAAAUAUAGUCAAGUAGGUCAUGUUAUUUAUGUUAAAGCUGCACUCUCACUACAUUGAACAACUGCCCAGAAAGCAUGCGGCAUAUACCCGCAGACACCGAUGACAAAUUUCAUCUCUCGAUUGAUUUAUCGGGAGUAUCAUGGAUUGGUAUGCACACUCAGAGUGUGUCAAACAACUUGAGAACUACCCAGCCUAGAUAACAGUGGAAUAUUUAAAAUUUAAAUGGUCUCUGUCCCAUCGGGGGACCAAGAGGAUAAGACUAAGAUUUGAAAUGUCUAAUUAUAGACAGUGAAUCAGAAAAACGUUUGUAGUGAAGGGUGUAUAUUUUUGUACUUGAUUUGGCACAAUAGGCGUUGCAUCGUUUAGGUGGCCGUUUGAUCUGGUAGUAUUAAACCACAAGGCUUUAAUAAUUUUAUGAUAGAAUUAGGAUAGCUACUAAGCUCCCGUUUACGAAUGAUUGUGUACACUUGUAACAGAGUUCCUGAUGCAGCAAUUCCGUUAAUAAUCUGGUAUUGGAAGGUUAAUGCAAACAUAAAUAGGUUAUAGAACAUCAGGAUAAACUAUAUAUCGGUAGUACGAGUGUGUCAACGUGGAACCAGGCAUGUCGUAAUCUCAGGACGCAGGUAAAUGUAUUGUAGGUGCUCCUGGAAUAUUGCACUCACUCUGAUGUGAAUAUAAAUUGCUAUUAAAAAAAAGAUUAAUUACGAUUAUAAUCGUUUAUUUCCAAUCAAUUUAAUCUAACUACAUAUCUGUAGUUAUUAUAUAUAUGAUAUCUCAUAUUGGAUGAUACUUGUGUAUAUAGUUAAACAUGAAUGGCACCUAUAAUAGUUUUAAGCAGUAACACGAUUGAUUCAAUGUGAAAUGACUUUAGCAAUAACAUAUUCAUGUUAAUAUGGGUGUGAGACAAAUGUAUAUUCCCACAACGAUAUACAGCGUGUAAUUAUACAUGUUGAACUAUAUUGAAUGAAAUAUAUAAAUAACUUCCAGUAAAGAGAAAAAUGCAUCUACGCAUUUGUAAGAAGUUUGGAAGAAUAUGAGUAUACUAUUUGCUAUGUACAACAAUAUUGUACAAUAAAUAACAAUAACCUUU